Messenger RNA from Asterias rubens (European starfish), 894 nucleotides. RefSeq names its product swi5-dependent recombination DNA repair protein 1 homolog. The record is from RefSeq and is a predicted model, not a curated record. Gene Ontology annotation, cellular component: Swi5-Sfr1 complex. The coding region runs from base 99 to 392 and encodes 97 amino acids. The transcript has 3 exons. NCBI's taxonomy places the organism in Eukaryota, Metazoa, Echinodermata, Asteroidea, Forcipulatida, Asteriidae. Gene Ontology annotation, biological process: positive regulation of DNA-templated transcription; double-strand break repair via homologous recombination.
AGAUGGGUCGUGAGCGUGGUGGUCUCCGGUAAACUUUCAUAGUCGUACGAUUCGUACUCUUCUGCACCGUGCUCCAACUUGGCUGCAAGACAAAUAGAAUGGACAUUCCCACAGAAGAACACCAGCCUGAUUGGAAGUCAUUGCAGAGGCAGGUAGCCAUCCACACUGAGACUUUGCGGAAACUCAAGAUGGUCAAGAUGUAUAGAACAAAGAACAACCUUUCAGAUCUUGAAGUACUGAUUGAAAAAUGGCGUAGUGCCUGCCAGACUGCCCUAAUGGAGUUGCACCAAAGACUGCCUGAGCCAAGGCCUACAAUGGGAACGCUAAUCACUGAUUGGAAGAUUGACCCUGACCUUUUGAACUUUGACCCAGAUGGGGACUCGUUCACCUGAAAUAAACAUUGUUGAGUUUGCCUUCCCUUCAUGGUGUGUGAACUUAGACAUGUUGAAACAUUCAGGAAAGACGUGGAGGGAUGUAAAAUUGAAGACUAGUUUGUUCAUCAUGCAAACUUCAUCAUGCUUUUCAGCUUUGAAGCAGUUAAAAAUGCUAAAAGCAUGUAAGCUUAGUUACUGCUUAGUAACUGCUAAGUAAUUGCUUUUAAGCAGUUUUAAACUGCUUAGCAGUCAGCUUUCAAAACUGUUCACUUUGCUGUCAGCAUCACCUAAAUCCACUUCCGUGGUCAACGUUUGGACAACACAUAGGAUCUAUGGCUGAAGUCUUGGAAUUUGAUUGUCAGAUUUAUGAUGCUUCAUUCAUUAGAGCACAGAUUUCUUGACCGAUUCUUUAAUUAAAUAUUGUCCUAAUAGUUUUGUAGGACAAAGGAGCUGUGUUACUCAACAAAAUAUCAAUGUGUUUAAAAAGUCAAAUAAAGACCACGGUUAAUUUUGUUCCUUA